AUGGAGUCCAGCAGGAUGGCAGUAGAGAGCAGUUGUCCUCUGGGGCAAUUCCCCUGUGGUAACGUGACGGUGUGUCUGCACCAAGCUCUGCAGUGUGACGGACACAGAGACUGCCCCAAUGGAGCCGACGAGGAAAACUGUGGGGACAACAGCGGAUGGGCGGACAUCUUUGAUCGAACCGUCAGAAAGGUCGAACCACAGGGCCUACCACCAGAAGACUGCUUCUUGCAGCAGUACCCAGAGAAUUGUGACUGUAUCAAGACAGAACUGGAGUGUGUGGAAGUCAACCUACAUGAUGUUCCUCAAGUCUCCACCAACGUCACCUGGCUGUCUCUGAAGAGUAACAAGAUAAAGAGCUUGUCUGACAACAUCUUCUCCAAAUACGCACACCUGCAGAGACUGUUCCUACAGAACAACAGCAUUCAGACAAUCUCCAGUGAAGCCUUCAGUGGACUCUACAAACUAGAGAAACUGUUUCUUAGUGUCAACUCCAUUUCAUCUCUCAAACUCGGUGUGUUCAGUGAUCUCCGUAAUCUAUGGUGGCUUGUAUUGGAUCAUAACCCUUUGAAAAGUAUCUCCCAAGACACCUUCACCGGCCUCACCUCCCUGAUGUUCCUUUCCAUGGUGAAUACGUCUCUGGUGCAGCUCCCCCAACCCAGCCUCUGUCACCACACACCUAACCUCAGCUGGGUGGAUUUUGAGGGGAACCAGGUCUUAACCAUCAACUACUCCACUCUGAUAACCUGCAGCCAGCUCACUGUACUCCUCCUGAUGAACAACAGGAUUCAUGGUCUUCCUGUUCGCUCUUUUCAGACUCUGGUGCUGCUGGAGGAGCUAGACCUGUCCAACAACCGGAUUAAGGAGCUCCCCAAAAACACCUUUAAAAGCUUAAAGUCCCUCGUCAAAUUGAACAUAUCCCAUAAUCCUUUGUUCCACAUCUACCCGGGUCACUUUGACGACCUGACCCAGCUCCAGUCCCUGGGUCUGGAGGGUAUUGAGAUUCCAAACAUCCAGACCAAGAUGUUUCUACCCAUGGGAAACCUCUCACACAUCUACUUCAAGACCUUCCAGUACUGUUCCUAUGCGCCCCACGUGAGAACGUGUAAGCCCAACACGGACGGUAUCUCUUCCUUCGAGGACCUGUUAGCCAACGUGGUGCUCAGGGUCUCUGUGUGGGUCAUGGCCUUCAUCACGUGCUUCGGGAACCUCUUCGUCAUCGGGAUGAGAUCCCUGAUCAGAGCGGAGAACAACCUGCACGCCGCCUGCAUCAAAGUCCUCUGCUGUGCAGACUGUCUCAUGGGUGUGUACCUGUUCUUUGUCGGUGUGUUUGAUGUGAAGUUCAGAGGGGAGUACAAUCGUAACGCUCUCCUGUGGAUGGAGAGUGUGGAAUGUCGAACCAUCGGAUUCCUGGCUAUGCUCUCCUCAGAGGUAUCUGUUCUGCUGCUGACCUACCUGACUGUGGAGAAGUUCCUGGUCAUCGUGUUUCCCUUCAGUCACCUGAGACCUGGAAAAAUACAGACUGCGGUGGUGCUGUUAUCUAUCUGGGUGCUGGGGUUCAUCAUCGCCGUGGUUCCCCUGAUGAACGAGGACCUGUUUGGGAACUACUAUGGUCGUAACGGGGUCUGCUUCCCCCUACACUCUGACAGACAGGAGAAGCCCACUGCUAAAGGAUACUCUAUCGGCAUAUUCCUGGGUCUGAACCUGGCAGCGUUCCUAGUGAUCGUGUUCUCUUACUCCUCCAUGUUCUACUCCAUCUACAAGACUGGUAUCAAUGCUACAGACCUGAGGAGCAGGCUACACAGAGACGUGGCUGUAGCGAACAGGUUCUUCUUCAUCGUCUUCUCUGACGCCCUCUGCUGGAUCCCCAUCUUCCUGGUCAAGAUACUGUCCCUGCUGCAGGUCGAGAUACCAGGUACCAUCUCAUCCUGGGUGGUGAUAUUUAUAUUACCCAUCAACAGUGCCCUGAACCCCAUCCUCUACACUCUGACUACCAGCUUCUUCAGAGAACAGGUGGAGGUCCUGCUGUGUCGUUGGCAGAGAAGGUCGACCCUGAAGAAGAACAGGAAGAGCCUGACCUCUACUGUAUACAUAGAGGACUCAAGGAAUACACUCAACCAGCCUCCAGCAUACCUAGCUACUGUACCCCGGGUACCACUGACUGAUAUGGAUCCUCGCUACGGGUGAAGGAGAGGUGGUAGGAGAGGGGGGCUCCUCGUCAUGGGAAGGAGGGAGUGAGAAAGGAGGAGGGAGAGUAUGAAUGAGAGAGAGAGAGAGAGAGAAAAAAACGUCGGCCCUCCUAAUGACCUAUCUGCCCAGCAUGUCUGAUAUGGCUCAUUUGCUGCCGGUGAGAGAGAACUAGACCGCUGCAUAUGAAUGGCCCGUUAGGACCAGGGCUGUUCUGAAGAGGGCUGUUUUGAGACUAAUGGAUGGGGGGUUAUUACUACCGCAAAUUAAAAUGCCCUUUGGGUAUAAUAACCUAUUCGUUCUGAAAAAAGCUUGAAGCUUCAACUGGAACAAACUCACCUCUUCCACAGUACAGUACCAAUGACACAAAUGGUACACAGACAAAUGUGUAGCGCCCACCUGUUGGGGACGAGGAGGAUGAAUAGUGUGUUUACAUGUGAACUCUUCGUCAACAAACCUCUCUUUGUUUGUUUGUACAUAUUCUACUCAAUUGUGUGUUCCUUUUAACCUUCCAGAUUAGUGUUUCUUGGUAGUCUUAAAAAAAAAAAUCGACUUUGAAACAAAAGUAUACACCUCACACACGUGGUGAUGGGCUUAUUUAUAAAAGAAGUUAUGUCAGAUAACAGAGUUGAAAAUGUAUUCAAUGUUGAGUUUGCAUUCCAGUAUUACACUUUAUGUACAUCACAGAAGACUGAACUAUAACAAAACCGUUUGACAUAGAAACAUCGGAUUUAUCGGCGUCAUUUUUUUUAUAAAAAAAAAAAAAAGUUUAUUCAUUAUGCAAUUCUGAAAAAUAUUGAUAACAUUUCACCCAUGACGCCACUAGAGGGCGUCAUUUCACUGCAGGAACUAGUGAACUUUCUCCAUAAAUCUGCGUACCAAAUGGCACCCGGUUUCUUAGGUAGGGCAUUACUUUUGACCAGGGCCCAGAGUAGUGCACCUUAUAGGGAACAGGGUGCUAUUUGGGGUACUUCCCUGGUUCUCUGUUCCUUUAAUGACCUGUCUGUGUGCUGUACAUUGGGAUACUUCCCUGGUUCUCUGUUCCUUUACUGACACUCGCCUGAAUGACCUGUCUGUGUGCUGUACAUUGGGGUACUUCCCUGGUUCUCUGUCCCUUUACUGACCCGUCUGUGUGCUGUAAUUUGGGAUACUUCCCUGGUUCUCUGUUCCUUUACUGACCCGUCUGUGUGCUGUACAUUUUCAGCUGUAUCUUAGCCGACUCUGGGUCGGUGCCAAUGUGUGUAUUUACGUCUCACUUUACCUGCGACUGUACACAAGUAGCCUUGUCCGAGGAAGAACGGCUCACAGGGCCGGAGCCCCUGUUCCUGUAGAGUGAAGCAGCUUCAACGAACAUCCUUACAGGAAAAUCACACGUUUUCGGGAAACACUUCACAGGAUGAUCUUUCCCAUUUAGUUUCAUGUGGAUUUUCACAAUAACCUUUCACAUGUGGAUUACAUUUCUCACAUGAUAUUUCACAUGAAGUGUCACAUGUGGAUUCAAUUUUUUUCUAGGAGAGAUUCACAAGCCCUGCAAGACAAAGGUGAGUCGUUAUGAUGAACACACAGUGUUUUCAACUUAAACACGUGACGCAUUUUGUCAUACAUGGCUACAUUGUGUAUGUUUCUGUAUGUUUCUGUAUACAGUCAUUAACAUUUAACAUGUCCUCAACUGGGAUUUGAACUCACAACCUCUUGGUUCACAACCAUUCCAAUCUUCCUGCUUAAUCAUUAAUAUUCAACAUGUCCUCACCUGGGAUUUGAACUCACAACCUCUUGGUUCACAGCCAUUCCAUUCUUCCUGCUUAGUCAUUCAUAUUCAACAUGUCCUCAACUGGGAUUUGAACUCACAACCUCUUGGUUCACAGCCAUUCCAUUCUUCCUGCUUAGUCAUUAAUAUUCAACAUGUCCUCAACUGGGAUUUGAACUCACAACCUCUUGGUUCACAGCCAUUCCAAUCUUCCUGCUUGACCACCAUGUCAGUAACUGAUUUCUCCUGCAUUGCUACACUUUGGACUUCAAAGUAAAUCUGAGUUUAGUUAAUAAGGAUUGGUGUCCCACUAGCAGGACAACUUUGGGUGAAACUGGAGAGCGUGCAAUUCAAAUAAAUAUUAUAGAUUUUAAACAUUUAGGUACAUACAAGUGUCUUACAUCGGCUGAAAGGUUCAAUUCUUGUUAGUCUAACUGCACUGUCUGAUUUACAGUAGCUAUUACAGUGAAAACAUACCAUGUGAUUGUUUGAGGACGACGCCCCACAUCAAAAUAUUUUUCCACCGGCACAGGUUUAAUACAUUCACAUACGAUAAAAUAUUAUUACUUUUUUAAAAUUGGAUUUGUCAUCCAAAGGGUUCUUUAUAUCCCAAACAGUCAGUUUAGUUGGCGCCAUCGAUUUGAGUAAUCCACUCGUUCAACAUGCAGAGAAAGGAAUCUGAAAAAAAUAUCCCUAAACUUUGUUUCAACGAGGCAAAAUAUGUUUCUAUUUCCUCCUCAGAUACACUAAAAUGUAAUCAAACUAUAAUAUUUAUUUCCAGAAAAGAAGUAUGUUCAAUAGGAAACCCAUUUUAGCAUCUUGUCUUCACGGCGCGAGCAAACAUGAAUUUCCAAGACUGUGUCCUUCUACUAAAACGAAUAUUUCUUCUUCGUUUUUGAAGUUACAAGCCUGAAAUCUUGAUCAUAGACUGCUGACACCCUGUGGAAGCCAAAGGAAUUGCAUCCAGGGAGAUCAUUUCCAAUAUGAGCUUUUUCUUGCAAUUCUAAGAGGAUGGUCUCUCAAAAGGAUUUGGAUUUUCUCCUACCAUAUGUUAUAUUCUCCUACCUUAUUUUAACAUUUCUACAAAUGUCAAAGUGUUUACUUUCUAAUGGUACCAAUUAUAUGCAUAUCAUGGUCAUGGCUUCUGGGCCUAAGCUACAGGCAGUUUACUUUGGGAAUGUCAUUCAGACAGGAAGUGGAGAAAAAAGGGGCCUAGCCCUAAGAAGUUUCAAAAAGUGGAUAUUCUACAGUCCACAUGUCUGUUACUGUAUAUUCUACAGUCCACAUGUCUUACUGUAUAUUCUACAGUCCACAUGUCUGUUACUGUAUAUUCUACAGUCCACAUGUCUGUUACCGUAUAUUCUACAGUCCACAUGUCUUACUGUAUAUUCUACAGUCCACAUGUCUGUUACUGUAUAUUCUACAGUCCACAUGCCUGUUACUGUAUAUUCUACAGUCCACAUGUCUGUUACCGUAUAUUCUACAGUCCACAUGCCUGUUACUGUAUAUUCUACAGUCCACAUGUCUGUUACUGUAUAUUCUACAGUCCACAUGUCUUACUGUAUAUUCUACAGUCCACAUGUCUGUUACUGUAUAUUCUACAGUCCACAUGUCUGUUACUGUAUAUUCUACAGUCCACAUGUCUGUUACUGUAUAUUCCACAGUCCACAUGUCUGUUACUGUAAAUUCUACAGUCCACAUGUCUG
This is a messenger RNA of Oncorhynchus nerka (sockeye salmon), 5637 nucleotides long. Its product is annotated as relaxin receptor 2-like. Gene Ontology annotation, biological process: adenylate cyclase-activating G protein-coupled receptor signaling pathway; hormone-mediated signaling pathway; activation of adenylate cyclase activity. The coding region runs from base 1 to 2184 and encodes 727 amino acids. Gene Ontology annotation, cellular component: plasma membrane. Gene Ontology annotation, molecular function: G protein-coupled peptide receptor activity; protein binding. The transcript has 21 exons. Lineage: Eukaryota; Metazoa; Chordata; Actinopteri; Salmoniformes; Salmonidae. The record is from RefSeq and is a predicted model, not a curated record.